Molecule: messenger RNA, 1701 nt
Organism: Cajanus cajan (pigeon pea)
Lineage: Eukaryota; Viridiplantae; Streptophyta; Magnoliopsida; Fabales; Fabaceae
Source: RefSeq, a predicted model, not a curated record
AUGAAUUCUAUUCCAGCAAGUCGUCGAUGGAUGUAUGAUAGAAUGUAUACGGGGAGAAGAGGUUUAAAGGAAUCUUUUGUACACGGGGUUGAAAAGUUUAUAACAAUAGCUUGUCAACAACAAAGCUAUGUUAAUGAAGGGAAACUUAGAUGUCCAUGUGCUAAAUGUCAGUCCACAAAGAUUGAUGGUGUUCAUACUGUGAGGCUUCACCUUUUCAAGUAUGGGUUCAUGUCGAACUACUACAUUUGGACUGAUCAUGGUGAAGAGAUGGCGAAUGUUGACAACAAUCUCAUAGGUGCUUCAAGUAUUGGUAUAAAUGCGACUGAAUGUGAAACCUCUAACUCAAUGCAUGAUAUGGUGUGUGAUGCUCUUAGGCAACAUGGGGCAUUUGACAUACUGGAAAAUAGUAACGUGGAAGAGCCUCCGAAUGAAGAAGCACAAAGAUUUUACAAUCUUUUAUCUGAGGCAAAUUGUCCAUUGUAUGAGGGAUCAUCAGAGUCUAAGUUAUCAAUGUGUGUAAGACUUUUAGCAUGCAAGUCUAAUUGGAAUGUUCCUGAUGAAUGCGUCGAUUUUAUAACAAAAAUGUUGUUGGAUGUGACUCCUGUGAAUAGAUGUUUGCCCAAAAAUUACUAUGACGCUAAAAGAUUAGUGUCAAAAUUGGGACUGAGUGCUAGAAGGAUAGAUUGUUGUGUACAAGGUUGCAUGUUGUUUUAUGACAAUGAUUAUGGAAAAAAUGAUGGUGCAUUAUUACAGUGCAAGUUUUGUCAUAUGCCAAGAUAUCAUGAUCGCAACACUGGAUCAAGCACAAAAAAACUAGUUCCAGUGAAGACGAUGUUUUAUUUGCCAAUAAUUCCUAGGUUACAACGACUAUUUGCAUCAGUGCAAACAGCUGGGCAUAUGUGUUGGCAUUAUCAAAAUAGAAGUACCUCUGGUGUUUUACGUCAUCCCUCAGAUGGUGAAGCUUGGAAGCACUUUGAUCGUGUGCAUCCAGAUUUUGCAGCCGAUCCUCGCAAUGUGCGACUUGGUUUAUGCUCAGAUGGGUUUAAUCCAUACAUUCAAUCAACAACUCCACCUUAUUCUUGUUGGCCGGUAAUUGUGACCCCAUACAAUCUUCCCCCUGAAAUGUGCAUGACAAAACCAUUUAUGUUUUUAACUUGUCUUAUACCUGGUCCACGGAAUCCAAAGGCCGCUAUUGAUGUGUAUCUAGAACCAUUGAUUGACGAUCUUAAAAAGUUGUGGAUUGGUGUCCAAACCUAUGACAUUUCAAAGAAGCAAAAUUUUAUGAUGAAGGCAACAUUAAUGUGGACUAUUAAUGACUUCCCUGCAUAUGGCAUGUUGUCUGGUUGGGGAACUCAAGGAGGGAUUACAGACAAAAGACGACUUUACGGGGUUGGAAAAGUCACUUCUCCAUUGACAGAUGUGGAUACCUUGAUAAAUGUAUCUUCUGGGCGUGCUACUGAAGAGUCAGAGAAAAUUAUUCAAUUGGAAGAGCAAGUCCGUAAGUCUAGGGAGGAGGCUCGUCAAUCUAGGGAACAAAAUAAACGCUUGCAAUGCCAGUUUCAAUCCCUGUUCAAUGUUGUUCUACCUCUCCUACCUUCUGAUACACAACAUAUUUUGCAACAACAGGUGGAUCAACAAUCUCAUGACAACCACGAUGACCAACAACCACCGCCUACUGGACACUAUGGGGAUGACUAUUAG